Messenger RNA from Rattus norvegicus (Norway rat), 2420 nucleotides. NCBI's taxonomy places the organism in Eukaryota, Metazoa, Chordata, Mammalia, Rodentia, Muridae. The record is from RefSeq and is a predicted model, not a curated record.
CACUGUCCAUUUGUAUUUGAAGAAAUGAAUGUUCUAAAAAAAAAAAGGGAUGGGGAUUUUCCCAGUGUUCCUUUGCCUACCUACUCAUAGCACCCCAAAUUUGCAUUUGUUAGCUGGGGAUAACACCUGUUGUUCUUUCAGCUCAGGAGGUUAUGGGUCAGAAAUUUAGUUAAUCUCUGUGCCACCGUGACUGGGUCCUAGCAUGGUUGGUUCAAAUGCCUGGAGAUUACUGAGAUCAUUUGUCCUGUAGCCUGGUGCUGGCUGUUUAGGAUCCCACUGAUUUUCUUGAAAGCACAUUUUUUGGGGGGGGUCAUGGGAUGUCAAAGUUCAGUUUUUUGCAUCUGCACCUGCUCAGACUUCCUCCUCCCUCUAGCUUGUGCUUCCUGUCAGUAUGGAAGUCCAGGGUAAAUGGAUUUCUUAAUGGAGCCGGCCUCCCCAGGUUAGAAGUUUCGAGAAUCUACAAGACCUUUUAUGACCUGUCUUCAUGAGUUCCAAAUUGUCACGUUUGUCACAAUCUAAUUUAAGUCCGCCUCUAAAGGAGAGAUAACAAAAACUUUCAACUGUCUUCAAUCUGUAAGAAUCAAAACUGGGACAAGGAGCUUAGGUGUUUGCUUGCCUUCCAAAGCCCUGCUUUUCCUCUUAGUUGCUUUGUUUCUGCCAGUACCUGUGUGGGGUGGUCACAGGGCUCCUCAUUAUGAGCAGGACCCUGGGUCAUAAUGUAAAUACAUAGCCAGCUGCAAGAGGGCCACGGCUUGACAACCUGUGACAUGUCAGGGUGGGACAAUGAGAAGGGCUACCAUCCAUAUCCUUUUGGGGAAAAGGGACAUCAAUGCUAUCCCUCAUACUGCAGGUGGGCUAGGGUUUAUGGGAAGAACAGUUACAGCAAUGAAGGGGAAAUGCUAAUGAGCAGUGCUAAUGAGGGACAGUGACAGGAAAGAGGGAAUGAGUUCUUGACCAUAUGCUAGAGGAAUAAAGGCGAAUGGAGAAGAAGUCAGGGGACCCAGCCUUCCACUACACCUCCCAGAAGGAAGCCUAUCUACCACAAGGCAGUCCUCCAAACGCAGGAAGCAAGGACCUCAUUCCCUGGAGUCUUUCUUUGCCAACCAGACUAGCAGAGGUCAGUGACUGUAGUCUCAGGAGUAUUAAGCAAGCCUACAGGAAGGAUUUUAUAGGAGGAGUCACCUUGGAAACCCUGCUUUUUCUCUCUCUGGGAGCAGUAUUGUGGCACUGAGGAGAAUGGAGACCAAAUUUGUGGCAUCAUGUCUCAAAAUCUUCCUCCUCAUCUACUCCUUUGCAUUUUGGAGCACUGGGGUUAUCUUGUUGGCUUUUGGAGUCUGGGGAAAGCUUACUCUGGGCACGUAUCUCUCUCUUCUUGCCAAGAAUAUUGCAGACAUUCCCUUUGUGCUCAUUGGAAUUGGUACCAUGAUUAUCAUUUUCGGUUUAUUCGGAUGCUUUGCUUCAUGCAGAGGUAGCCCAUGGAUGCUGAAGUUGUAUUCUCUGUUUCUGUCACUGGUGUUCCUGAUUGAGCUUGUUGCUAGCAUCUCAGGGCUUCUGCUUCAUCGUGAGAUCAAGGACAGAUUCCUGAAGAUUUAUACCAAUGCUAUACAGAACUAUAACGGCAAUGAUAAGAAGAGUCAGGCAGUGGACCAGGUGCAGUAUGGUCUGAUGUGCUGUGGUGUGAAGAACUACAAAGACUGGAACGACAACCCCUACUUCCUGAAUCAUGGUAUCCCCCAGAGUUGCUGCAAGGAUGAAACUGACUGUAAUCCCCCGGAUCUACACAAUCUGACCACAGCUGCCACCAAAGUUAACAAGAGAGGUUGCUAUGAUCUGAUGAUAGGUUUCUUUGAGGCAAACAUGGCAGUCAUCAUUGGAAUGCUGUUUACAACCACAUUUUCCCAGUUGAUUGGCAUAAGGUUGUCCUGUUGUCUGUCCCGGAUCAUCAUGACCCAACGGUAUAAGAGGUGUGUAAAGUCUUCCAAGAGAAAUAGCCUGCUCCAAGAGUAAGAAGCCUGUUUCCAAGAACUACUUCACCCUCUGAAAGACUUGCAAAGAACAUCAUUAGUACACAGAACUCAUCUGCCCUGCUCGCACAGCUCUCUUCCUCAGGGCCUGCCCCAUACAAGUUGCUGGCACCCCACCUGAUCUCUGUUCCAACUUUUAGACCACAUGAAGUGUCCUGCUCAUCUCAUAAAGCCCUGCCGUGUUACACAGUGUAACCACCUGCAGCUUGUCAUAGUGAACCCCACCCUAUAGCCCUGUGUGUGCAAGCUCUUCCUCAUGUAUCUGGUCCAGAUGCAGGUUAUUGUUGGAGACUAGUUAUUACACCAUCACUGGCCUCCUGUGGCCCUGAAUGAAGUCUGGGAGGCUGCCAGCCAUUUAUCAUGGUCCAUAAAUGCCACACACCUUUCUAGAGAUAA